Molecule: messenger RNA, 716 nt
Organism: Oncorhynchus nerka (sockeye salmon)
Lineage: Eukaryota; Metazoa; Chordata; Actinopteri; Salmoniformes; Salmonidae
Product: galactose-specific lectin nattectin-like
Exons: 1
Coding region: 129-644 (171 amino acids)
Molecular function (GO): signaling receptor activity
Source: RefSeq, a predicted model, not a curated record
GCCCACAUACCUUCCUACCUAGCUAGCCCAGAACACAGGAGCAGAGCUGCAGACCAGAACCCAGGACUCUAGAGUCAUUCUCCUGUCUACUUCAGUGACUCUUCACCAGGAACAGGAACCUCUUCAACAUGUCUGUUCCCCUCCGCCUCCUCUGUCUUCUCAGCCUGGCUGUUGGUGCUCUACACUGCACUCCCGUGUCUGACCAGGAGGGGGAGCUUUCAGAGCCUCAUUAUACCGACUGUCCCCAGGACUGGUCAAGCUACAACAACCGGUGCUUCAGGUACGUCGCCUCUCAGCUGGACUGGGCCGAUGCAGAGUCCUACUGCGUGUCCCUGGGAGCCAAUCUGGCCUCUGUGAACAAUAAAGGGGAUUUCAGCUUCGUGAAAGACCUGAUCAAGAGCUUCGACCCAGCUGAAAGCUAUACCUGGAUCGGGCUGAGUGACCUCCACAAGGAAGGGAGAUGGAUGUGGACGGACGGCUCCAAGGUGGUCUACACGAGCUGGUCUUCAGAUGAGCCCAAUAAUGGAGUUGGUCUCCAUCCGGAGAACUGUGUUCACACUAACUCCAAGAAUGACAAGCUGUGGAACGACACAUUCUGCUCCAACAAGUUUGCCUUUGUCUGCGCCACGCGUCCCGGCCUCUGAACCUCUGAGUCUUGAGUUCAAAAGAUGCUUUGGUUUCCAUAAAUAAAGAAAUAAACCUUUCACUGAAAUCUC